This is a messenger RNA of Hibiscus syriacus, 1492 nucleotides long. RefSeq names its product 26S proteasome non-ATPase regulatory subunit 13 homolog A-like. Gene Ontology annotation, biological process: ubiquitin-dependent protein catabolic process. The transcript has 6 exons. The record is from RefSeq and is a predicted model, not a curated record. Bases 134 to 1159 code for a protein of 341 amino acids. Gene Ontology annotation, molecular function: structural molecule activity. Lineage: Eukaryota; Viridiplantae; Streptophyta; Magnoliopsida; Malvales; Malvaceae. Gene Ontology annotation, cellular component: nucleus; cytosol; proteasome regulatory particle, lid subcomplex.
CUUUAGUCGAUUUUCUUGUUUUCCUCUUCAGAACUCUUAUUGAGACACAGAAAACCAAAGUUGAAAUUUCUAAAUCCUUAAGGCUUCAGCUUUUCUCUCUGGGCUUCGACUCUGUGGGGUGUAUUUGAGAUCCAUGGCGGCCUUGCAAUACCUAGAGUCUAUUCAAAAUGAACAUCCAGAGCUAGCCGACUGGUACAAUUCUCUUGCAGAUCUGUAUCAGAAGAAACUCUGGCAUCAGCUCACUCUCAAGCUCGAUCAGUUCGUUGCACUCUCCGCCUUUCAGGCUGGAGAUGCACUGAUAAAGUUGUAUCACAACUUUAUCACUGAUUUUGAGACCAAGAUUAAUCCUCUCAAGCUUGCACAUUUUGCUGUUAUAGUUUCUCAGCAGUACUCAGAGAAAGAGGCUGCUAUCAGUUUUCUUGAAGGGGUGAUUGAAAAGCUUCAGGCUACUAAAGAGCGGCGCAUAGAAGAGCCAAUUCUUUAUAUUAAGAUGCAAAUCUCCAAAUUCAAGCUUGAGCAAGGUGAUCAAAAGGAAUGCAAGAAACUUCUUGAUGAUGGAAAGAGUACCCUUGACAGUAUGACUGACAUAGAUCCUUCUGUAUAUGCUACCUACUAUUGGGUUUCAUCUCAAUACCAUAAAUUUCGCCAAGAAUUUGCUGAGUUCUACAAAUGUGCUCUCCUUUAUCUUGCUUACACAUCAGUGGAGUCUAUCUCAGAAUCUUUUAAGUUGGAUUUGGCAUUUGAUCUGUCCCUUUCUGCUCUUUUGGGCGAUAACAUUUACAACUUUGGAGAACUCCUUGCUCAUCCAAUUAUAAAGAGUCUUCUGGGGACCAAGGGGAGUGGCUUAGUGUUCCCCAAGGGACGAGGAUGCAGCCGCCCAUCCGAUGAUCGAACUAUUCCAUUAAAAGUUAUUGCUGAGAGAACAAAACUGUCGAUUGAAGAUGUCGAGCAUCUUCUCAUGAAGAGCCUGUCUGUUCAUCUGAUUGAGGGCAUAAUUGAUCAAGUUGAGGGAGCAGUUCAUGUUUCUUGGGUGCAGCCAAGAGUUUUGGGAAUUCCACAGAUCAAAUCCUUGCGUGAGCGGUUGGAUAGUUGGAUGGAAAAAGUGCAUACUGCCUCGUUAUCGAUUGAAGCUGAAACACCUGAUCUUGUUGCAUCAUGAUUUUCCUGUCCGGAUCCUUCUUCCCAUUGUAACAAUUUCGUUAUUCGGAAAGAAAGAAAAGGAGAGAGAGCGACGAGCAAUGAGGAUAUCUAUAAGUGUUGGUGAUGUGUGCAGGUAUUGCUUGAUCCUUAAAUCAUUGUUCUGAAAGGAGGGGCUCGUGUACUAAACUUUUCACGUUUUCGCAUUCGUUGGAUCUACAAUGGCAGUUGCAUGCCUGAGGACACAGUUAAAACUGAAAAACAUCAUCCUUCUCUUUCUUCAAAUUUGUAUUGGGAUUUUUCGUCAGAUACAAUCAAAUCCACUUUUAUGUGGAUGAAAGUGCAUUUUCAUUUC